AUGACUGAAUACGCAAAGAGACACACGGACUCCCUGCUGGAGAACCCAGAGUCCAAAAGGCCGGAGCCAGAUGCCACAGCUACAUCUGAGGGUGUUUUAAAAAAGCCAAAUAAGCCAGGCCGCAAACCGUUGGAUACUGAGCCAAAGAAUAAGAGAACUGCGCAGAAUCGAGCCGCUCAAAGGGCAUUCCGGGAGCGUAAAGAGCGUAAGAUGAAGGAAUUAGAAGAGAAGAUCACGACUUUGGAGGACGAGAAGAGAUUUGCCACUACUGAGUCUGAGUUCCUCAGACUGCAGGUACAAAUGCUUACGCAAGAACUGGCAAAGCAUAGAGGUACCACGGACCUCAGCGAUUUGAAAUUACCCUUAUUUACCAGUCCUACAGAGACAAAUUCAACCCCAAACAGUGAAGUGUCAACGGUGUUAACAUCAGUGGGAUCCGAUAAUGAGUUGAAAAGGACUCAACAGGAAUUCUCGUUUGAAUUUCCUUGGAGCCGUAAGAGUUCCACUACAAAUUCUAAGAGAAGUCCUAAUGCUAGUAACGCGAGCUCCAAUAACGUUCCAACUUUGGCAUCAGAUGCUUCUACAUGCUCAUCCCAAUCCUCACCUUUUGACUUGUACAACAGUGAAGAACAGAACGAAUUACCCCUUUUCAACAAAGUGGUUAAGGAUUCUACAAAGAUGCCUACUGAAAAGUUCAACUUCUCUGAACAUUUCGACGAAGGGGUGAACUUUUGCUCAGAUUUGGGUAAGGCUUGUGGCACGAGGGAAUGUCCUAUACCUGAAGUUAAAUCGAAUACCAAUACGCCGUUACCGGUGGAAUUGGACCAUAACGAUCCUCUGAACUCGCUUGAAGAUCCAGCGUUGGACUUCAAUUUUGGUACUUUUGAUCCUACAGUGGCAUUCGCAAACGAAUCGAAUUAUGCGGAUCUGUUUGACUCUCACGGGGAGUCUGAUCCACUAGCAGGAUUAGUCACUGAGGAGAGUGCAUACGAUCCAUUCAGUAUGUUUAAAGAUACACAUGCCAGAGUUGUUGAAAGACGGGAAGAGGCUGAACAUGUGGAAGUAGAGGAGCCGCAACAAGAACAAGAACAAGAACAAGAACAAGAUCCAGACGUUGUGCCUUCGAAUGAACAUCGCUUGAUGAAAUGUACCGAAAUUUGGGAUAGAAUAACGUCACAUCCAAAAUAUGCGGAUAUUGAUAUCGACGGUCUAUGCUCAGAAUUGAGGUCAAAGGCCAAAUGUUCCGACAAAGGUGUCGUUAUUGAUUAUAAAGACGUUAACCAAGUUAUACAGAGGAACAUUAGGAAAUGA
Messenger RNA from Williopsis jadinii, 1311 nucleotides. RefSeq names its product DNA-binding transcription factor YAP1 (gene YAP1). Gene Ontology annotation, molecular function: transcription cis-regulatory region binding; DNA-binding transcription activator activity, RNA polymerase II-specific. The record is from RefSeq and is a predicted model, not a curated record. NCBI's taxonomy places the organism in Eukaryota, Fungi, Ascomycota, Saccharomycetes, Phaffomycetales, Wickerhamomycetaceae. The coding region runs from base 1 to 1311 and encodes 436 amino acids. The transcript has a single exon. Gene Ontology annotation, cellular component: RNA polymerase II transcription regulator complex.